AUGGCUCAAUCAUUAUUUUCGGCUGAAGAUGUCACCAAAGAAGUGGCAGUAUCUUAUCUUCCCUUUAAGACUAAAUUAGUUAUCGACACUGUUCCACUCAAGUCUUCCACUCAAACAAAGACUCAUUCCAAGGUCUACCGCAACAGAGCAUUCCCUAAUCGUGUUAUUGAUAACAUCCACCCUGAUCUCAACACCCACCACAAGUUAUUUGAAAAUGCCGUUGGACUUUAUAAAGAUUGUGAGUGUUUAGGUUGGAGACCGUUUGAUUAUAAAUCUAAGACCUCCAGUGAUCAUUUCGAAUCCUUGACAUAUGGACAAGUUAAUGAUAAAAAGAGGAAAAUUGGUUCUGGGAUUAUUAGAUCCUUAUUAGCCAAUCCAUACAAGAACCCAGAAUUAGCUGCCCAUAAGAAGAUUGAUAAUCAUUUAAGAGAUUGGAGCCAUUAUGGAACUUCUGUAACCCAAAGACAAAAUACCGAUUCUCAAAUUGAAAAAUGUAAUUCAUUCAUUUUGUCAAUUUUCGCUGCUAAUAGAAUGGAAUGGAUGUUGACUGAUUUGGCAUGUUCUAGUUAUUCAAUCACUAACACUGCAUUGUAUGACACUUUGGGUCCAGAUGCUACGACAUAUAUUUUAGAAUUCACCGAAAGUCCAAUUGUCGUUUGUUCUAUUGACAAGAUUGCAACAUUGUUAGAAAUGAAACGUAAUUUCCCUAGCCAAUUACAAAACUUAAUUGAAAUCGUUUCCAUGGAUCCAUUCGAACUCAUCGAGCCAUCCUUACUCCAAGAAGCCAAAAAAUUAAGAAUUAUCAUUCAUGACCUUUCGCAAAUCGAACAAUUAGGAUCAAACAACCCAAUCAACGAACUUCCACCCAACCCAAACACACUCUACACCAUCUCCUUCACCUCCGGAACAACAGGCUCCAAACCAAAAGGUGCCAUGAUCCCCCACUCAAUGUCUGCAGCUUGCAUUUCUUGUUUAUUAUCAUUCCAACCCCAGGCCAGCUCCAGUCCUCAUCAAGACCGUGCAUUCAUUUUUCUUCCCUUAACCCAUAUUUAUGAACGUGGAACCAGUGCAUUCGCAUUAUGUGCCGGCUAUUAUCUCGGAUUCCCACAAUUGACACUCGGAAGACCCACGAAUCCUUUCUUGGACUUACUUGAUGAUUUGAGGAUUUUCAAACCGGCUUAUUUUUCAAUUGUACCAAGAUUAUUAACUAGACUUGAAGCUUUGAUUAAGAGUGAGAUCAAAGAAUUGCCCCAGGAUGCGCAGGAUAAGAUUAAUAGAAUCAUUGAGUAUAAAUACCGUGAACAGUCGAAAUAUGAUGGUAGUACCGGUCAUGACCCAACAAUUGACCAUUACGAACCAUAUCAAACACUUAGACAAUCCGUGGGGUUUGAUAACAUAAAAUGGAUCCAAACUGGUAGUGCACCCGUUGCUUCGUCGACAAUUGUUUAUUUGAAGGCUAGUUUAAACAUCGGGAUUCGUCAAUUAUACGGUUUAACUGAAUCCGGAGGUACUAUUACCUCUACUGAUCCAUAUGAUCUGAAUCCGGGGAGUUGUGGGAGUGUGCCACCUACUGCUGAAUUUAAAUUACGUGAUUGUAGUGAUAUUGGAUAUUCAAUUGGGGAGAAUAAAGGAGAGUUAUUAUUAAGAGGACCACAAAUAUUCAAAGGGUAUUAUUAUAACUUAGAAGAGACUAAUAAAGUUUUCAGUGAAGAUGGUGAAGGCUGGUUUCAUACUGGGGAUAUUGCUAGUGUUGAUCCAAAGACUGGUAGGAUUAAUAUUAUUGAUAGAGUGAAGAAUUUCUUUAAGUUACAACAAGGGGAAUAUAUUUCACCUGAAAAGAUCGAGAAUAGAUAUUUGUCGUCCAAUCCAAUAAUUAGUCAAUUAUAUGUCCAUGGUGAUUCUUUGAAGGAAUACUUAGUUGGAAUUGUGGGUAUUGAAUAUGAAAAAGGGUUGAAGUUCUUGAAUGAACUUGGAUACAAUAAGAUCGGUAUGUCAAGUGAAGAAAUGUUAAUUGAAUUGAAUAGUGUCGAUGUAAAGAGUAAAUUCUUAGAAAUGAUAAAUAAGAAUGUUAAAGGGAAAUUACAUGGAUUUGAGAUAUUACAUAAUAUUCAUAUUGAUAUUAAUCCAUUGACUGUUGAAAGAGAUGUUGUUACUCCUACUUUUAAGAUCAAGAGACCAAUCGCAUCUAGAUUCUUUGGUGCUGUUUUCCAUCGUUUAUAUGAAAUUGAACAAUCUUUGGUAUUGGCUGCAAGAUUGAAGAAAGCUAAGUUGUAG
Hemisphaericaspora subhashii is the source of this 2274-nucleotide messenger RNA. RefSeq lists its product as uncharacterized. Lineage: Eukaryota; Fungi; Ascomycota; Pichiomycetes; Serinales; Debaryomycetaceae. The transcript has a single exon. Gene Ontology annotation, molecular function: long-chain fatty acid-CoA ligase activity. Gene Ontology annotation, cellular component: membrane; endoplasmic reticulum. The coding region runs from base 1 to 2274 and encodes 757 amino acids. The record is from RefSeq and is a predicted model, not a curated record. Gene Ontology annotation, biological process: long-chain fatty acid metabolic process.